Messenger RNA from Drosophila novamexicana, 2174 nucleotides. RefSeq lists its product as uncharacterized. Gene Ontology annotation, cellular component: membrane. The record is from RefSeq and is a predicted model, not a curated record. The coding region runs from base 73 to 1998 and encodes 641 amino acids. NCBI's taxonomy places the organism in Eukaryota, Metazoa, Arthropoda, Insecta, Diptera, Drosophilidae. Gene Ontology annotation, molecular function: phosphatidylinositol bisphosphate binding. The transcript has 6 exons.
UCGCAUUGAAACAAUAGAGUUUACCUGCUUAAAUUGCACUAUGGAAAAUUUAUAGUCCAUCGAUUGGCCAGUAUGCAUAUAAUCACCAUGGACAACAGCCAAUUAUCCGCUGGAGUACGCCCGUUGCCUCCAGGUCUUCAACAGAUCGCCAUCGAGGAGCUGAACGAAGUGCCGGCUCGUGUUGCAUCAGAUAUUGCGGCCCUACGAGAGUGGCUGCAGAAGCAGCCGCAUCUCUGCUCCUGCCUCACUGAUCAAUUCCUGCUGGGCUUCCUGCGGGGCAGCAAGUUCAGUUUGGAGAAGGCCAAGCACAAGAUUGAUCGCUACUACACGCUGCAGGCUGCAAUUCCCGAGGUCUUCAAUGAGCAUCGCUUGGCCGAUGAUGCCCAGGUGCUGGAGAUCAUUCGUAUGGGCGUCAUUCUACGCAUUCCUUUGGACGCGGGCGAUACGGGUCCGGCUGUGACCAUUAUACGCACGGGUUCCUAUGACACGCAGAAGUUCAAGUUCCAGGAUAUUAUUCGAGUGGGCUCCAUGUUUGGCGAGAUCAUGAUGCUAGAGGACGACAACGCAAAUGUCAGUGGCUACAUUGAAAUAAUGGACAUGACCGGAGUAACUGCCGCCAAUUUGUUUGCCCUGCAGCCGCAGCUGUUGAGCAAGUUUUCGGCCUUUGCGGAUGAGGCGAUGCCCACACGGCAGAAGGGAAUACAUUUUAUAAAUGUGCCCGCCUCAUUCGAAAGUGGCUUCAAGUCGCUGCGCUCCUUCUUUCCCGAUAAGGUCAAGAAUCGCGUAUCUGUCAGCUCCGAUCCGGAGGCCAUCUUUGAGCGUGUGCGUCGCGAGUAUCUGCCCAAGGAAUACGGCGGCAGCCGGGGCACCAUGCAAGACAUCAUAGACCAAAUGGAGGCCAAAAUGUGCAGCUAUCGCGAAUACUUCGAGCAGUCGCGUCACUUUGGCACCAACGAAAAGCUGAGGGAAGAUAACCCAGCCAAUACAAGCUCUCAGAGCUACUUUGGCCUGGAUGGCUCAUUCCGCAUACCUUCAGUUGUGUACUGGCUGCCCGACCUGGCCAACAUGCCGUCCAUUCGUCCGCUAAGUCCGGCCCUGCAGCAAAAUGCUAUCGAGCAGCUGAACGAGAUUCCGGAGCGCCUGGAUGCGGACAUAGCCGCACUGCGUCAGUGGAUUGCCCAGCAGCCACAUCUGAAAGCGCGCACCGAUGACCAGUUUCUGGUCAACUUCUUGCGUGGCUGCAAGCACAGCCUGGAGAAGACCAAGUCCAAAAUGGAUCGGUUUUACGCGCUGCGCACCAAGUAUCCCGAAUACUUUAUUGGACACAAUGUUGAUGUGGACAAGCUGCUUGCUCUCUUCCGAUUCGGGACUGCUAUCGUGCUGCCACGCCCACUGCAUGAUAAUGGGCCACGGCUAGUUGUAUUGCGCAUGGCCGCCUACAAUCCCGAUGAGUACAAUUUCAUUGAAAUCAAUCGGGCCAGCAGUCUAAUGCAUCAAAUAAUGCUCGAUGAAGACGAUGAUGCUAUAGUCAAUGGGGUCAUACACAUACUGGACCUGAGCGACGUAAAGGCUGGGCACUUCUUUCAGAUGACGCCUUCCUUUGCCAAGAAGAUGACCGUUUUCCAGGAGGAGGCACUGCCCAUGCGCACAAAGGGCACGCAUUUCAUCAACACGCCCGCGGGUUUCGAUAAGGUCUUCAACAUGUUCAAGCCGAUGAUGUCCAAAAAACAACAGCAACGACUUUAUGUGCACGGCAACAAUUUUGAGGCCAUGUACCAGCAAAUACCGCAAAAGUAUUUGCCUGUGGAGUACGGAGGCGAAAAUGGUUCCAUACCAGAACUGAUCAAGGAUUGGGAAGAGCGCAUAAACGCCUACAGGAAUUACUGGGUAGAGGAGCAGAACUAUGGCACAGAUGAGCGCCUCCGACCGGGCAGACCAAUUGACUUUGAGGGUCUAUUCGGGCUGGAGGGUUCGUUCCGACAGCUGAAUGUCGAUUAGGGCCCGGUCAAUGGGGCGUUCCAAAUUUGUUAGUCUAUAUAUAGCGUAUGCCUUAUCUAUAUCUUAAGUAUUGAUAUUUCAUAACUUGAGUUUUACAACCAAGCUUUGAUAAUGAACAUUUGUGGUGUGAACAAAAAUGGCAGUGCACUUUUUUUACAAUCUUGUCCAUUUAAAAA